CUAUUAGUGCGUGCGUCCUGUGCGCACGUUUUCUUAUGUUUCAGUCACCACCGGGGAUAGUGGGGGUCGCCAGACUCUGGCACCGUUAUUUUUGGGGUCGCGGGUUUAAAAGUUUGGGAACCCCUGGAAUAGACCAACUUUACUUCACUUUUGGUCACGAGAAAUUUUUUUAAUGUUCACAAUGACCAGCAGAUGGUAGAAAAGCAGCAGAGAAAAUAAACGUCAACGAUACUCUCGCGAUACUUGCAACGACACGUCAUUCCAUGAUGGCUGAAGAUCCUGGUGGAACAUUUUUCAAUUUCUCUCUCAUUUUUCUUUCUUUCUCUCUACCACAACUUGCCAUAGAGACAUGGCAGGAUCCACAGGCCCGUUAAGCGUUCACAUAUCAUUGGUGUCGACAUGCCCAAGAAAGGGAACCGAAAACGGCUGAAAUUUAAGGCAGGGGACGUUUGUUCGGAAUCAGUGACUGUUUCUGAUUAUGCUGAUGCCGACCCAGCCGUUGUGAAGUCAGGGAGGGUGAAAAAGGCAGUUGCAAAUGCAGUUGAAAAAGAAGUAAAAUUACUCUGCGGCCUGGAAGCAUCUCAGGGUGCUGUACAGGAGGUCCUCUCGUCUUCAGUGGGUGUCACAGCCGAUGCUUUGGACAGCAGUGAUGACUUAGACCCUGAAGAAGAAGAAGGAGAACAUGAAGCUAAAGUGUCCCGCAAAAAGAAAAACAAGAGGAGAAAGGAGAGCAGUGAUGGGGGGGAGUAUCCAGUGGAUAUUUGGUUAAUGCUCGCCUCCUACAUUCGGCCCGAGGAUGUGUGCAGAUUUGCUCUAAUUUGUAGGAACGCCUGGAUAGUCACUUGCACUGCAGCUUUUUGGACCAGGCUCUACAGAAGGCACUACAAGAUUGAUACUGACCUGCCGUUCCGUCUCCAGCCUGACUGUAUUGACAGGAUGUGCUCUUUACGUGCCCGGGUGAUUCGCUCCCUUUUCCAUUUGUAUGAGCCAUUCAGCUUGCGUGUCUCGAAAAUUCCUGCCCUGCCAGAAUCUACGCCCACAACUUUGUUCAACUCCAAGUGUUUACUGUUCUGGAUCAGAAAGGUUUCAGGGACUCGGCCUGAGGCAUUGUGGGAGUUCAACUUCAAGUUUCUAAAGCAGGGACACAGUAAGAAUGGCUGUGCCAAGUCAUUGUGCAUGCCCAGACAAUACGAAGAUGUCCACACAAACCCAGACUCUGACUGCUACAUGCUUCAGGUCACCACCCUCAACUUCAUCUUCACCCCUGUGGUCAUGGGCAUGUCGCUGACCCUGUUCACAAUCAACGUUAGCACAGACAUGCGCCACCACCGCGUUCGUCUGCUGUUCCAGGACUCACCACUCCAGCGCGGGAAGAAGAGGGUGGAUCAUGGCGGCACCCAGGUGGUGUUGGAUCCUGUACACAGUGUAAAGCUCAUGGACUGGUGGCACCCACAGUACCCCUCCUCACCCUACAUAUAGGUGUCCUGCCCCCUUGGCAGAGCGUCACAGCAACAAGAACCCUGCUGUUAUCCCAUCCCACUCACCAGAAAUAUGAUAUUGAAUGACUGCUGAACCCUGGGUUAUGAUCAUUCACAUUUCGAUUCGACAUUCACAUUUCUAUAGUCAUUGUUGGAUGUUAAAGAAAGUCAACAUUGACUGGCCAGGGACGGGAUGCAAACUGCUCUUUCGAGUGUCAAAAUCAAACAUUGUUGCAUGCCCAUCCACCACCCAAACCCCUACACCUAGCUUGUAGUGUUAAACAUCAUAGUUCUUCCUAGAUGUAAAUCAUGUAUUGCAGAAAUGUCCAGCAUGAACAUUAUUCCUCGGGAGAUUGGGCUUGUUAUCUAUAUAAACAAAUCUGCCAUGUCCACAUAGGGUCUUGGGCAGUCCCUCGAAUCUAUCAACGUCUUCAGCUCUAGCAGUUCCUAAGUCUUUCUGAAAGCAUGGAGAAGUAGGGCUGGGUAAUGUGGGAAAUAAACCAAAAGAUCAUCAUUGGAAAUAAACGAUUGUUUAUGAUAUUGUUUAUAAAAGAAAAACUACAUCAGAUUGCUUAGUAGUUUCUCACUUUGUACAGUUGGGAAGAAUCUAACUUCAAAUUGUUUUACAUUGAUAUCUCAGACAAAAGUGCAUAAUGUUUCUCAAUAUAGAAAAUAAUGUGAUCUGAUCACAGUGAUAGAUGAUAAAUAUUGAUCUAUCGCUCAGCCCUACAGACAUGCAAGAGGGGAACAUUUAGAGCUACCAGUUGCAUAAAAAGAUUCACAAGUCUGCCAUUAUUUUACAUUAGACAACAUGCUGCAUGUUUGAAAUACAUGUGUAACACACGUUUUUAAAACUCCUGAUUUAACAGGUGGGACAUUUGUUCUUUCCUCCCUUUGUUUUUAUGCUCACUUGAAAAGUUGCUCAAAAAUAUCUUGAUUUUUGCCUUUUGACAAAUCUGGCAAUCUUACAUCAAGAGAUUUGUAUUGUUUUAAAAUCCAUUUUUUUUAUUGGAUGUAUUUAAUUUAAGGAAGCGUAGUAUUAUGUGAAUAUUAAUGACACUGCUCUUCACUGAAGGGGCCAAAGAGAUAAUUUACCUCAGAUGUUGUCAUCCACUCAUCUGCUGAUUCAGGAAAUGUUUCUUUUUCUUUGUAGUGUUUCUUGGCUAAAAACAUCUUGAUUGUCUCCUUGCUGACUAUAUGAGCCAUGUACCCUACUGCUUCCUGUGGAAUAUCAUUCUCAACUUUGAAUGGCUCAAAGUGUUUAAGUGGUCUGUCGAAUCAAACCAACCACAUGCUUGAUUAUGAUGGAAAGAGCUACCUUUGGCAUUGAUUUAUCCAUCCAUCAGACAUUCAAAACUAUUUAACCUGGAUUGAUUUGCACCUAUACAUAUCUUGUGACUGAAAAAAUGAACCACAAACUUCUAACAUAAAAAGUAGAAGACAGCUGGGUGUUCUGGUUUGCAGCAAUUGAUUGUUUUAGCGGUAGCUCUUUUUUUAUCAGAUGAAAGUUACAUUGAUAAAUACAAGUUCUGCACUGAAAUAAAAAACUAACUGUAUUCAAAAUUC
Cottoperca gobio is the source of this 3044-nucleotide messenger RNA. It is a transcript of the gene tmem183a, whose product is annotated as transmembrane protein 183A. Gene Ontology annotation, molecular function: protein binding. The record is from RefSeq and is a predicted model, not a curated record. The transcript is spliced from 8 exons. The coding region runs from base 400 to 1479 and encodes 359 amino acids. Lineage: Eukaryota; Metazoa; Chordata; Actinopteri; Perciformes; Bovichtidae. Gene Ontology annotation, biological process: regulation of protein stability. Gene Ontology annotation, cellular component: SCF ubiquitin ligase complex.